AUCCCGUCGCGCCGGAAAAGGCAGAGCAGCGGAAAAAAGGAGGCGUUUCCCUCCAACAGCACCAUCAGCUGCAAAUUUAUGCAAAACAGUGAAAGCACCACCACCACCCCCACCUCCACUUCCACCACCUCCACCUCCGCCUCCACUGCUGCUGCAGCCGUCCUGCGAAGCGAAAGAAAGGAGCACCGUCAAGAAACUCCAGAGACCGGUGAGCCGCUUGCAGGGCUUCGGCAGCGGGCAGCCGGUGCAGGAGCAGGCUGAGAAAGCCUGACCGGUCACGCAGCCAUGGAGACGGAUGGAGAGCAGAGCCAGCAGGCGGCUUCGACCAAUGGGAGCGCUGCAUCUGGGACGAGCUCCCGCCCCUCUCCAAUUAAUUCUAUGUCUCUGUAUGAAAGACAGGCGGUGCAGGCCCUGCAGGCGUUACAGAGGCAGCCGAAUGCAGCGCAGUACUUCCAGCAGCUGAUGCUGCAGCAGCAGAUCAACAACGCCCAGCUGCAGAACCUGGCAGCCGUGCAGCAGGUAAAGGCGACUCUGGCUGCCAGCCGUCAGUCGAGUCCUUCGAGCAGCAGCUCUUCUCAGACCACCAGCACCACCGCUGCCAUCGUAACAUCUGGAUCCACAACCAGCAGCCGUCCCAUGGGUGCCCCGGCAACAUCCACAAUCAGCCAAUCGGUGCUGCUGAGUGGGACGGCGGGGGGACAGGGACAAAUGUACCUGAGGGUCAACCGCUCCCUGAGGGCCCCCAUCUCCUCACAGCUCAUCUUUAUGCCCGGCAACACAGCAACUGCUGCCGUAGCAACCGUCACCCAGCAGGCUCAGCAACAGCAAGCGGAAGUGACACCGACUUCCUCUUCCAGCGGCCAAUCAGAUAAUGACCAGGUACAGAAUCUAGCCAUGCGAGGUAUGUCCAGUCCCAAAGGUGUUGGUGUGAAGACUGAAGCCCCAGAGAGGAGUGACUCAGCUGCUUUCUCCCUGGUCCAACCCUCCCACCAGUUAAACUCCCAGUCCCCCACUAAGCCAAGUCAUCCACAGCACCAGCCGCCCCACAUCAAAAUCCCCACGUACCCUCAGCCCACCAACCUCAAAGCUCACCCUUCCUCCUCCGGUGCCUCGUCCUCCAUCCCCCUCUCCCAGCUCCUGCUUCACGGAACCCGGACUCUCACCACAGGAACCACAGCUCCCACAGCAGCACACACUCUGGUCCUAGCGUCCAGCGCGGCGUCUCAGGCCCACGGGUAUCCCGUUGGCACGGCGACCAUCAAACCAGCGGUCAAUGCUCAGACCCUGGUGGUGCAGCCUCUGCAGAAGACCUCGCUCGGUGCAGAGAAAUCCGGCCACGGCAAUGGACCGAUCCCCAUCCAACCCAAACUGCAGGGGCUACGCCUGCCCCUCCACCUGCCUUCUAGGAACCCCCCUCCCAUCCUGCCUGCCCCACCGCCCGUCAGCAGCUCCGCUCAGCCCCCCCAGCCGCCGCACAUCCCUGUUCAGAUUGUGGGUGCGAGGCAGAGCACGCUGGGAAACACCCAGGCUCUGGCUCUGGCCCGGGGCAGCUGCUGCCAGGACGGCGCCGCGGUCCUCAGCAGCUCGUCCAGCCUGCUCACCAUGGUGGCGUCCAUCGCCUCCAGGGAGGGCGGGGUCGUGGGCCGAGGGGUGGGACUAAAGCCGCUUCAGUCGCCCCAGGAGGGUCCCCCAUUGGCUCAGGUCUCACAGGUGCAUCCGCAGGCCAAUCAAAGCUCUAGACAGGGUCAGAAUGGACCGCUGGCUUCGAGCCCCGCCUCCACCCAGGCCCCCUCUGUUUCCUCUCCUCCUCCCUCGAUGUCUCACUCCUCCCUCUCCCUCCCCCUGGUGACCGAAGAGCAGAGAGGAGCAUCCGCUGGCGUGACCACCAAUGGAGACUCAUCGGGAAGUCAGACACCACAGGGUAAGCAGUUGUCCGGGUCACUAAAAAGAAAAUCAGACUCCAAUUCAGCGAAUGAUGAAGAUGGCCCCUCCCCUCCACGGCUCCAGCCAGUCAGAGAUCAUGCUUCAACACUCCCGACCAAUCCCAUCAAAGCAGGCUCUGGUGCUCCUCCUCCUGCCUCCACCUCUCCCUCCCCACUGCUGUCAGUGUCCCGUGGGGUCUGCCGGGAGGAGAGAGCUCCCCCCCCCCAAGCUGUGGUUAAACCCAACGUCCUCACACACCUCAUUGAGGGCUUUGUCAUCCAGGAAGGGGCAGAGCCUUUCCCUGUAUGUGGUUCAGUAAAGGACUCGGCUGGUGAGGAUUUAACUAAUGACAGUCCAGACACUAACCAAUCAGAGACUGUUACAACAGCCACAGUGCUGAAGUGUGAGUACUGUAAAAACUUUGCUCCUGCCAGCCAGUUCAGGGGCACCAAACGGUUCUGCUCCAUGUCUUGUGCCAAGAGUAUGUAUUGGUUCCCCAGGUACAACGUCAGCUUCAGGCAGCACUUCUGCGUGCGGCAGGCGCAAGAUCCCACUCCGGAUCAAGGCCAAGGCCACCUCUCCAACUCAGACGAAGAGGGAGGGAUUGCCAGGCGAAGGGUCCCCCGAAGGACUAGCUCAGAAAUAGCAAGUGCUAAGAUAGCAGGGAGACCCAUACCUGUAAAGUGUCGUUCAGAGUCCAGCCACUCAGAUGAGGAGUCUAGUGGAGAGGAGGAUGAAGAUGACCCCCUGUCCCUCUCGCCCGCCUCCUCCACCUCUUGCCACCAGCCGCCUCCUCCGCUCCCGACGGACGCUUCUGCACCCAGCGGCCUGCCGGCUAGCCCCGCCCAGUGGAGUGUGGAGGACGUGUCGCAGUUUAUUUCCUCACUACAAGGCUGCGAGGAUCUCACCUCCCAGUUCCUGUCGCAGGAGAUUGACGGACAGGCGCUGCUGCUGCUGAAGGAGGAGCAUCUCAUGUCCACCAUGAACAUCAAGCUAGGUCCCGCCCUCAAGAUCUGCGCCCACAUCAACACCCUGAGAGACUGAUGUCAGUAUUUCUAUAAACCCACCAUGUUCAAAGUGAAGACCUGGGAAUCUACCCAAACUCCUGUUCUGCACCAGGUUCAGAUGUGAAACUGGUUCCAGAGCAGCCAGAGUCCUGCUGGGGGAUGUAUAAGGUACAGUUAAUUUUACAAAAACCAAGCCAAGGCUUUUUAGCUCUCCGUAGGGCUGUAGCACUUGAAUCUGUUGUUGAUUUCUCCACUCUGGAGCACAUUUUCAGAGGUCCUACUUGCACAGGAGUGUGUUGUUAAUUAUUUCAUUACCAACUAUGUUUUGGUGAAGAUACAUGUUCCCUAGAAUGUUAUUUCUGUGCAAGACCAGUACUUGCAGUUGGAAAUAGUUUUUACCAAGUGGUUUCAUUUUGCUGUUUAGUUGCACAACUUCAGUCUCACGCCUGCAUUGUGAAAGGCAGAAAUGAAGGUUCUGAGUGUAUUUUUAAUGCUGAAGUCAUUUGUAUUGUUGAUCAGUAAAUAAACAAAAAGUUAGGUCCAUAGUACUUGCACAAUAUUCCCACAUGUUAUGUACAACUACAAAUACUGGGCUGCUCUUUCCACAGACCUCAACCUAGGCAGUGCUAAUCCUAUUCCAGUUUGUUUUUUUUGUUAUAUUUGAUAUUUCUGCUGAAGUUCAACCAAACCUUGAACAAACUGCAGUUCAUUCAUUGUAUAUUGUACAGGAAAAGUAUUUUUUGACAGCUUUGCCCACUUUAAAAUACAUUCAUGAUUCUUUUUUCAUGUUUUUGAGAACAAUGUUGGUUCUAGGCAAACACAUGGGAUUUGGAUUACUGCUUUUCUUAUUUAAGGCACAAUCAGCAGAACAUUAGAACACAAAUGGAGUAAAAGACACCAAAUUGAAUUCAAAUCCACCCAAAACUAAUGUGUCAGCCAAAAGCUCAAAGACUAGUAUUUUAUAAGGGAAGCACUCCGAUGAUUUAUAACUUUGUUAUUUAUGUCAAAACUGUUACUUUAAGUCAUUUUGUAAAAAAGAAAAAGGCUUCAUCAUUUUUAAAUGGUGGCACUUUUAUAUUGGAAGUGGCCUAUUCUACAGCUGACAGGGUACAGUUAAAGUACAGGGUACAGGCCGCAAACAUGGCGGACCAGAGUCCAAAUAAAACCCACAUCCGUCAAGGUUCAGAGAGCAAUUAAUAUAUUAAAGUGAGGCAUAAAAAUAUUGCAAAAUACUCAUGUUGCAUACUGUUUUCUCACAUCCCUACCCUACUUUUUACACACGGUGCACAUCGACAUUUGAUAAAACACUACUGUUUUCACAUUAAGAGUUUUUCACUCAGUAUCUUUAGCAGAUUCUGUCUUUUUAUGUAUUUUAAACAGAGGACUUUUUGUUGACUCUACUCUUUAAAAAGGACUGUAAUUUACAGAAUCUGUUACUAUUUUGUUCUGUCAGGCAGUUUCAAGAUCACAUAUCUUCAAAUGGUCUAACCAGAUGUGUGUAAGCCCAGGGUAACAUCACAGGCGUAACUUUGUGAGGUGAUAUACAGUUGUUUUUUGAAAUGUUAAAAACCGAUGAAGAUUGAAAGUAAGCAGCAAAUGUCAGCUGUUAAUUUGAAGUAUUGUUAGGCUACAUUUAUCAACAAAGCCAGAAGGUUUGUAAAGAAAAAAUAGGCUGGUAGCCACAUGUGGACCUACGCUUAGAUGGAUAAAAACCAUAAUCCUACUGGAAUGAAUGAGUGUGUGAUUGAGAUGAACUUAAACUAUACUGUAAUAAGUGUACAAUUUGCCUUUUAUAUUUAAAUGCACAUUUGUUUGCUGGACUGCCUUGUUUCAGCUCUUUACUGUAGGAGUUUUCUCAUGUUAUCUCUGUGAACCUUGUGGCCUUUCUCGCUAGUCUCUACCUAUACCUACCUACACCUAUAGAUGAAGAUUGUCUGUUUUUUUUAACUGCUUUUCAUAUCAUUCCUUGUUUAAUAUUAGUGCUUACUUUUUUACUAUUUGUUAUUUCAAGCAAUGACAUCUGAUGCCUUUUCCAAAAAAAAAAAGCGUGACUGAAUUGUAGCUACCUUGAUCGAGGAAAUUCGCUGUUUUCCUUAACUUUGUCACAUAGCGUGUAACUACCAACAGUAUUUACCUUUUCUAGCUAGCUAUCUUUGGCUUUAUUGUUAGUGGCUGUGGCUAGUCCAGUAUUUUCUUUCGGAAAGGAGAAUAGUCUUUGAUAGCUGUGUUUCAAUCUGCAGAUCCCUCGGCAUAUUGUGAAGACCAAAUAAAUA
This is a messenger RNA of Etheostoma cragini (Arkansas darter), 5203 nucleotides long. RefSeq names its product polyhomeotic-like protein 1. The transcript has 15 exons. Gene Ontology annotation, molecular function: zinc ion binding; protein binding. Lineage: Eukaryota; Metazoa; Chordata; Actinopteri; Perciformes; Percidae. Bases 286 to 2967 code for a protein of 893 amino acids. Gene Ontology annotation, cellular component: nucleus; PRC1 complex. The record is from RefSeq and is a predicted model, not a curated record.